This is a messenger RNA of Mercurialis annua (annual mercury), 1433 nucleotides long. RefSeq lists its product as uncharacterized. The record is from RefSeq and is a predicted model, not a curated record. The coding region runs from base 375 to 1433 and encodes 352 amino acids. The transcript is spliced from 4 exons. NCBI's taxonomy places the organism in Eukaryota, Viridiplantae, Streptophyta, Magnoliopsida, Malpighiales, Euphorbiaceae.
GGCCCGUUUUACCGACGGAUUUUGGCGACGGACCAAAAAUCCGUCGGUAAAUAGUGUUUUAGCGACAGACUUGGCGACGGCCCAAGUCCGUCGCAAAAGCACGACAAUUUGGCGACGGAUUAAUGCUAAUCCGUCGCUAAAUUUCGCGGGUACUUGGCGCCAAGUGUGGCGCCAAAAAUCUGCUAAAUUUUAGCGACGGAUUUGCAUUAAUCCGUCGCCAAAGUGAAUUAUCUGAAUGAAACACAGCGUUUCAUUCAGGGAGGUUUAGCGACGGAUUACUAAAUCCGUCGCUAAACGGUCCAAAUGAAACGCAGCGUUACAUUCAGGUCCACAUUAGCGACGGAUUUUGAAAAUCCGUCGCUAAGACGGCCCAAAUGAAACGCUGCGUUUCAUUUAGGGUUCAAUUUAGCGACGGAUUCAUCAAUCCGUCGCUAAAUUGCACCCUAAAUGAACCGAGCGUUUCUUCUUCCCCCCACUUUCUUUUUUCUCUGUUUUUUGAACUCCUUUCGCCGUUCCCCAUUUUCUCUCCAUCUCCGCCUUUCGCCGCCGUUCACCCCUUUCCUUUCAUCUCCGGCGCCGUUUACCCUCUUUCCUUUCAUCUCCGCCGUUCACCCGCCGGUUCCUUCCAUCUCCAACUUCCGCCGUUUUCUUCUCCGCUGCCGUCCGCCCAUUCCUCCUCCGCUGCCGCCGUAUCAUUUGUCUCUGCUGCUGCCGUUCAUUCCUGCCUCCGGUCACCAGAGAAAGUUGCUGCCUCCGACCUCGAUCGCCCGCCCUCGAUCCUCCGUUGCUCCGGUUUGCUGUUAUCGUCCGCUGCCCUAUCAAAAAACGUUUGUGUUUCUCCGACGGUUGUUGAUUUUCGUUGUUGUCAGUUUGCACCGCUCCCGCCUUUUUCCUUCUUUUUUAUCUUGCGGUUCUUCUCUACAACAAAAAUGAAUUCAGAUCGCAGUUGGAUGUAUAGUGGGAGACUGGUCAGAGGAUUGUUGACUGAAGGGUACAUCAGUAACGUUAGGGAGUUUUUGAACUUUGCUGUGCAACACCCCGAGUGUAUGAGCGGGGCUCAGAUAAAAUGCCCUUGCCCUAAACCCAAAUGCCGGAACACUGCUUUUCGAACUGUUGACGAAGUUGAGUUUCAUCUCUACACAGACGGGUUUGUGAGUAAUUACCACGUCUGGACUCACCAUGGUGAGGAAAAUAGGAGGGUCGAGGUGCCUGUUAAUGUUCUGCAAGCGGACAACAUGUGGGAGCAUAGAAAUGAAGACGAGGGUUGCAGUUCAUUCCAGAGAAUGGUUACUGAUGCGGGUGGUCCCGAAGUAUGGACAGAAGAGCCUCCGAAUGCAGAAGCUCAGAAGUUUUAUGAUAUGAUGCGUGCGGCCGAAGAACCCAUAUGGCCUGGGAAUGACAGACACUCCGCUUUGUCUGAGCAUCUUCUUUAA